This is a messenger RNA of Ceratitis capitata (Mediterranean fruit fly), 1233 nucleotides long. RefSeq lists its product as uncharacterized. NCBI's taxonomy places the organism in Eukaryota, Metazoa, Arthropoda, Insecta, Diptera, Tephritidae. Bases 402 to 983 code for a protein of 193 amino acids. The record is from RefSeq and is a predicted model, not a curated record. The transcript has 5 exons.
GAUAUAUUUUACGACAGUCUUAUAAAAUGAAAACUUGACCGAAAAUACAAAAACCAAAAACUGGUUAAUGAGUAAUCCAAUACUAAAGCACAAGACUCGUCUUGUCUCGCACUGCACUAAUUUCCAAUUUUGAUUGUGUUCGAAUUCGGUAUUUUAGUUCACUCAAUCCCAUACCUACUUAGAUUUUAAAGUGGCGCGUAAAAAUUAGUUGAUCGCAUUCAGUCAACAUUAACGGUUGUGUGAAGUGCACUAACAGCUUUGAGAACUUUUUUAUUUUGUUUUUAAUAAAAUUUCAAUCCACAUAUACGAGUUGAAGCGCAAAGAGACUUAAGCUAAAAUUAAACGGAGAUCAUUAACUUGGAUUGAGGAAGAACAAAUUUUCUCCAGCUUUCGAAGAUUCAAUGACUCACCACAUGGAUUCGAGUAUAUCCAUAAAUAAGGAGCAAAUGGAUCCGUAUAUGAAGGCUACACACACCAAACGCUUUGUGGUGGAAGAUUCAAUAACCAAAGUCACAUCCGAUGGUGAGCCACACGAAAUGAUGACUAUGAUAGCCGGUCUCUCAGGCCUAUUCGCUGCCAUGGUAAUACUGGCGGUGCUCAUAUCUCUGGUUAGCUGCAAGAGCGGCAAAAAAGCGAAGCAUUGUAAAAACUGUCCGCGCAUUAACAAUGGCCAGGCGGCUGGCUUUGGCAAACGUCCUUGCAGUUUAGAUGAAAAUAGUACUCGCUCAUCUAUCUCUACCACAUAUACGAGGGCUGUGAGCCUGGAAGAAGGCACCGCAGUGCCAGCAACACCAGUAUACAAUCCGAGUGUUUCGGUCAUUUCUACGGGCAAUCUAUCGGGUAAUCUGAAUUCCGCAUUUAUGGCUAGCGAAGUGAAUUUGACGAACAGCCUAUCAAAGCCGAAGAAAAAGACACAUUGGAGUGAUGAGGUGGAUGCGCAAUUGCGGUCGAAGGAGACCGCUGUCGAUAUUGAACGAUUUUAAAGCAACAAAAUGGCGCUGAAGUCAUGAAAUCUUUGACGAGGAGAAGGGAAUUUAGAUGCGAGCAUGGAAAGCUUAGCAGCUCUUUGGCAGGAUAAUGCUCAAAGUUUGGUAGCCAGCUUAGUUGUUGGAUAUGUGAAGACUGAUUGGGAGAGCUUUUUUUCGCUAGAAGCUGCUUUCGUUCGUUUUGUUAUUGUUUUUUUAUAAUUAAUAAGAAUCUAUGAGAAAUAAUAAUAAUUAAAUACAAUACAUA